AUGCCGCAGGAGCGAGGUUUAAUGCUUGCGUCCUUCUUAGAUCAAGAAACCCUCGAAGAACUCUCCAAUGCUUUGCCGGUGGUGCUGAAGCAAUGCCCGCGGCCGCCAGAUCUGCCGGAUGCCGAAGGCAAGUUGCUACCGCCCUCGCGGCAGCAGCAGCUGGCAGAUGAAGCGGUGCUGGCGGAUGCCAAGAAGGACAAGAAGCAGCUUGCCAAAAGAGAAGCGAUGACACAGAUCAUUUUCCAUGGUACAAAUCCAGACGAGGCGUGUCCUCUCUGGCAGGUGGUGGAGAAUCUGCAGGAACGCUUCUUGAAGUGCCAUAAGGACUUCAUCGAUCUGGGCCCCAGCUUCAAAUUUGUCAUGCAACAUGCGCGGCAGCUGUUCCCACAGGCGCAUGUGGCCCACUGGGGAGCUGACACCAAACUGUGGCCGCAAGAGACCAAUCUGAUUGUGCAGCAUCUGAAAGCGCUCAUUGAUCUGAUCCGCGCCUUGCGACUGGAAAAGCUGGGCUAUGACGAUGAUAUGGAGGAGGAGAGCUUUGAGAGUGAAUCUGAUGAGGAGCAAGCCGCCUUAAGCAAAGUAGCCAAAGAGAAAGAGAAGGAGCUGAGGAUCGAAACUGAAGAAGUUUGGGUUCCUCCCACGGAGCUUGACAUUGAUGAUUUCAAAGAAGCUCACCAACGGCUGCAGAAACUGGGCUUUCCCAUUGCGGAUCCGGACACGGUCUUUGAUCAGAUCGCCAAGGCGCCAGCAAGCAAGGAAGGCUCUCGCGCCUCCCGAGCAGCUCCCGGCACCAGCCCGUCGAAGAGUCAGAGCCCUCCGACGAGCCCCGCGGCCGCGCGCGCGUCCAGGAAGAGCGUGCGCGUGGUGCGCAAGGUGCUCCCUCUAGCCGUCUUGGCGAAUUGGUGCGCCCACAAAGGUUACCCCCGGCUGAAGGACGAGGAGGAGGAGAAAGUGCAGGAGAAGCCUAGAUCCUUUUGGGACGAGGCAUUGGCCGUGAAGGGUCAUCCAGACCACUUGUGGGCGGCCAACAACGAGAAUGCACUGGUGGAAUGCAUGUCGGCUGAUGAGCCAGACAUCGCGCUGGUGCAGCAGCUUUUGACCAAGCCCAAGGUCAGCGUGGAGGCGGAAGAUGCCACCUUCGGACUGACGCCGUUGCACUUCGCUGCCAGGCUCGGGGAUACACAAAUUGCUGCGCUCAUUUUGGAUAGAAAUCCAGACUUUGCGCCUGAUAAGAUGGGCAACACGGCACUGCACCUCUCGGCCAAGGGCGGCUUCAAUGAGUUUGUCAAACUGCUUCUGCCCCGGCGAGCGGUUUUGGAUGGGAAGAACAAGAAUGGUUGGACCCCACUGACCUGGGCCUGUUCCGGUGGUCAUGCCAGCGUGGCCGUCACUCUCAUCGCGGCCAAAGCCACGGUGGGAGUGCAAGACGUGGACGGACGCACCGAGGCCAUGUGGGCUGCGAAGCAUGGCCACUCUGAAGCGUUGGCGGUGUUGCUGGAUAAAGGCUUCGACCUGAACCUUUGCGACAAGUUUGGCCUGGCCGUGGCGGAUCAUGCGCAAGACCACCUGGAACUCCGAAUGGCGUUGCUCGAGGCGGAACAGAGAAACCAAGCCUUGCUGCAAGCCGCACAGCGUGGCCUGUCUCGACGCCAAUGA
This is a messenger RNA of Cladocopium goreaui, 1656 nucleotides long. NCBI's taxonomy places the organism in Eukaryota, Dinophyceae, Suessiales, Symbiodiniaceae. The record is from the annotation of a GenBank genome assembly.